GGCAGGUUUGCGCAAAAUGUGCCGGGGCUGCCCGGGAGAGGAGCGGCGGCCGCGCUGAGCCAGGUCUAAUUCCCCCGUGGGCUGCACAUGUCUCCAGAACGGGGCUUGCCCUUAGUGAUUCACUGCUGGCUGGGAACAUCCACAGCAGCACUCCCAGGACCCGACUCUGCCGUGAUCCAGGCUGAGAGGAGGGAGAGGAGCACCCAGGAGCACCCCGAAGCCCGGCUGGCACUAGCCAUGAGCCACCAGAUUCUGCUGCUUCUGGCCGUGCUGACCCUGGGCCUGGCUACCUCCCAACACCGAGACAAGGUGCCCUGUAGGAAGGUGGACAAGGAGGUCUGGUGCCAGGGCCGUGGCCUGCUCCAGGUCCCCUCAAUGCUCUCGCGGGACAUCGAGGUCCUCAACUUAUCUGGGAACCAGCUGCGGAGCAUCCUAGCCUUGCCCCUGGGCUUGUACACGGCACUUCGUCACCUGGACCUGAGCGCCAACGAGAUCAGCUUCCUCCAGCCAGGGGUCUUCCAGGCUCUGCCCCACCUGGAACACCUCAACCUGGCCCACAACCGCCUGGCGGUGGGCACGGCGCUGAACACUGGGGGACUGGGCCCCCUGCAGCGCCUGACGUCCCUGGACCUGUCGGGGAACAGCCUAUACAGCGGCCUGGCGGAACAACUGCUGGGGGAGGCGCCCGCGCUGCGCACACUCUCCCUGGCGGAGAACAGCCUGACGCGCCUGGGCCGCCAUACCUUCUGGGGCACACCCGCCCUCGAGCAGCUGGACCUGCACAGCAACGUGCUGAUGGACAUCGAGGACGGCGCCUUUGAGGCCUUGCCCCGCCUGGUGCACCUCAACCUCUCCAGAAACUCCCUUACCUGCAUCUCCGAUUUCAGCCUCCAGCAGCUGCGCGUCCUGGACCUGAGCUGCAACAGUAUCGAGGCCUUUCAGACGGCCCCGGAGCCGCGGGCCGAGUACCAGCUUGCCUGGCUCGACCUGCGGGAGAACAAACUGCUCCACUUCCCCGACCUGAGCUCACUCCCGAGACUCAUUUACCUGAACGCGUCCAACAACCUCAUCCGGCUCCCUGCGGAGCCACCUCGGGGUGGAGGCGAGGGCCUCCAUGCGCCUUCCGAGGGCUGGUCAGCCUUGCCCCUCUCCAACCCCAGCAGCAAUGCCAGCACCCAACCCCUCUCCCAGCUCUUGAAUCUGGAUUUGAGCUACAAUGAGAUUGAGCUCGUCCCGGAGGGCUUUCUUGAGCCCCUGACCUCCCUGCGGUCCCUGAACCUCAGCCGGAACUGCUUGCGGGCCUUUGAGGCCCGGCCCGUGGGCUCCCUGCCCUGCCUGACGCUCCUGGACGUCAGCCACAAUGCGCUGGAGACGCUGGAGCUGGGCGCCAGGGCGCUGGGGUCCCUGCGGACGCUGCUCCUACAGGACAACGCCCUGCGGGACCUGCCCCCGUACACCUUCACCAGCCUGGCCAGUCUGCAGAGACUUAACCUGCAGGGGAACCGGUUCAGCCCCUGCGGGGGCCCAGCUGAGCCUGGACCCUCGGGUUGCGUGGCCUUCUCUGGCAUCUCCUCCCUGCGUGUCCUGAACCUGGCGGACAAUGAAAUGGAGAUACUGCGGGCGGGUGCCUUCCUCCACACGCCACUGGCCGAGCUGGACCUCUCCUCUAACCCUGGGCUGGAUGUGGCCCCAGGGGCCUUGGCGGGCCUGGAGGGCUCCUUGGAGGUCCUGGCCCUGCAGGGCAAUGGGCUGGACGUCCUGCAGGUGGACCUGCCCUGCUUCAGCUGCCUCAAGCGGCUCAAUCUGGCCGAGAACCGCCUGAGCCGCCUGCCUGCCUGGACACAGGCUGUGUCCCUGGAGGUGCUGGACCUGAGAAACAACAGCUUCAGCCUCCUUCCAGGCAGUGCCAUGGGAGGCUUGGAGAACAGCCUGCGGCGCCUCUACCUACAGGGGAACCCCCUCAGCUGCUGCGGCAACGGCUGGCUGGCGGCCCAGCUGCACCAGGGCCGAGUAGAUGUGGACGCCACCCAGGACCUGAUCUGCCGCUUUGGCUCUCAGGAGGAGGUGUCCCUGAGUCACGUGCGUCCCGAGGACUGUGAGAAGGGGGGGCUCAAGAAUGUCAACCUCAUCAUCAUUCUCACCUUCGCAGUGGUGUCUGCCAUCCUGCUCACCACUCUGGCCACCUGCUGCUGUGUGCGCCGGCAGAAGUUUAGCCAACAGUACAAAGCCUAGAGAGUUUGGAGGCCACACACGGGCUCUGUCGGGAGACCCUGCUGGGGCAGUGGGGGAGCCAGAGGCACGGAGAAGAGUGGGGACUGACCCAUGAUCACACAGUGAGCCAGGGUCCAAGACCCUUGGUCUCUCCGUCCCAGCCCAGAGCUCCUUUCCCGGUGUCCUGCUGCACCAGUAGGUGACCCACUUCUCAGGCCGCACAUCAUGGGGUCCAGCUGUGGAAGCCGGAAGCUGGGCAGUUUCAGGAGUGAUGAAGUGUAAGGCUGACCCCAUCAGAUCUUCAGAUCUUUGCCAAGUAUCUGUUUUAUGCCACACCCUACCCUGGGCACUGGGGGUGCCGGUGUAUGAGACACAUCCCUGCCCUCAGCAUUUCCCAGUCUGGGUGGGCAGGUGGUUGCAGAGUGUGCGGUCACCAUGUGGAGUGUGACAGCCAGGGCUCCAAAGUUCUGCAGCCCCAGCUGGCUGAAUGUGGAUAGUCCUGCCCUGGCUGGACCAGGGCAAGAAAGGGGCAAGACCAGGAGGAUUCGUCUGAGACAUUUCCAAGCAGACUAUUUGUCACAUCUUCUGAUAAUGACUUUCAGCUUCUCUGGAACAUGAAGAGCUUGUGACCGGAAGAGAGCUGGAGCCACUUGAGUAAGGCUUGGAUCCAGUGAUGUUAGGCAGGCUGCGGCAGCUCUGGCAGGGUCUGGUUAAGAGGCAGUCUCCCUGGGCUCUGGCCCAGCACUGGACUGGUUUGUUUCCUACUCUCAAUAGGCACUUUCCUACCUGGCACCCUCAGGUUGCACACAGGGGUCCAGAUAACUGCCCUAGCCCUCCCCCCAUUCCCUGUCCAGGCCCUGCUCAGGCCUACUGCUCCAGCCCAGCCCCACCCUGGCCGGUGAGCCAGGAGUAAGACCCUUAUGUAUCUGGUUCUGUUUUACACCACACUUGGCAGCAGUGACAAACCCAAGCCUGUGUUGGCCUCUUUAUAACAACCCUCUGAGGUUGGUAUAUUAUCCCAUUUAACUAGAGGCUCUGAAAGUCUCCCUCCAGGGAUUGCUAGCUAAGAAAUGCCAGAACUGAGCUCCAGACUCACAUCCUCCUGCGUCCAGAGCCUGAGCUUGGCCACUGCAGGGGCUGCAGGCUGUAAGAUGGACAGGAAAUGGCCCCAUAUGGCUGGAACAGGGCCAGGGAGCAUCUGGGCACGCCCACCCACUCUUCUCCUUCCUUUCUUCCAGGCGGGCAGAGAGAAGACAGGCAGCCACAGGCGUGCUCCUCCUUCUGUGCCUCUGUUUCUCUUAUUCCAUCCUUUGCUGACUGGGAGGGCUCUCCUUUUCUCAUCUAGUCCUUGAAUUCCCUCCCUCUCUCUCCCUUUGUUGAGCAUAGCCUGGAACUUGAGACCAUUGAGUCCAACCUCCCUGGUACAUAGAUAGAACAGCUGAGACUUAGGAAGAGAAUGGGACUUGCUCAGAGCUGCUCAAGUCAGGACAGAGCCUGUGAAAAAAGGUGGAUUCAGACCUCACUGAGGGAGUCAGGGUUGGGGGGCUUGGGGGUUGGACCUGGGCAGUUUUCCUUCUCUCGCUCAGCUGUCACAUCACAAGAUGAUGCUGGCUCCAGCCUCCCUUUCUGGUCCUCUUCAUGCAGGGAAGUUUUUCCCCCUAGAAAAAUGCGUAGAAAAAUCCCAUGCAGAUAUGACCCAUGGAAUCGUGGGCUGUCUGGGGACAAAGGAAGCCCUGGGAUGAGCCUAGGACUCUGUGUCAUUGUCUUCACCUUCUUACUGUGCUUGGCCUGCACUCAGGCUCAUGAUGGUGCUCGGUAAAGUAUGAGAUGAUGAAAAUGGCCCUCUGUCCACCCCAUUUUACAGAUGAGAAAACUGAGGCUGAGAGAGGGUCAGAGACUCAGGGAGUCCAUGGCAGAGCAGGGCCAGAACCUGGCCUGGUGGCCUGGCCCCAGCUGGGGGCCCUGGUGGUGAAUGGGGCAGCUGGUGGGUCCAGUCCUGUUCAGGAUCAUGACCACAGGUGCUCACUGCACACAAACACUCUUCCUCAGGCCUGAGGGCAAGGCAUGGGCCUUUUCAUGCCUGAUCUUUGAAAACACUACACGAUGCUGCUCUCACCUCCUGGGAGCCAGGCCACAACCCAGGCCUCAGGACCCACUCUUUGUGUAACCCACAUGAAUGUAUUAAAAAAUGAUUUUAGAGAAA
Molecule: messenger RNA, 4414 nt
Organism: Odocoileus virginianus texanus
Lineage: Eukaryota; Metazoa; Chordata; Mammalia; Artiodactyla; Cervidae
Gene: LRRC32
Product: leucine rich repeat containing 32
Cellular component (GO): extracellular matrix
Molecular function (GO): transforming growth factor beta binding
Source: RefSeq, a predicted model, not a curated record